AUGGACCUAAAACAUUUAAUAUUUAUUUUCUUAUUGUUAUCGUCGAUAUUUGCACAACGACAAUAUAUACCGACACCUCGACAUUCUCAUACAGCAGUAAUGAUAGGAAAGAAAAUAUAUUUCAAAGGUGGUGUAAACCAGGGAUUUGACGGUCUGGGAUUUGAAGAUUUUUUUUAUUUAGAUUUAUCAAUUCCAAUUGAUACAACACAAAAACAAAAAAUACCUUUUUUCUCUGAAAAUAAUGAAGGACUUACAGCAAAUUCUUGGUCGAUAAGUGGACUCGGCGGCAUAAAUAAAGAUCAAAUAUUUAUUUUUGGUGGAUUCAUGAAAGAUAAUAGUUCAUUAGUGUUACAGUAUGAUUCACCGAACAAGCGAUGGAUAACUCCAAUUAUAAACGGAUCACCACUACCUAUUAGAAGAAGAGAAACUUCAGGUGUGGUAGAUGAUGAAGGGUUAAUGUAUAUUUGGUCUGGCACCACAGAUACUUUUUUUGGCCAACCUUUUGAUAUAAUUAAUGAUAUGGUUAUAUUGGAUACUAUAGGGUUAAGUUGGCAAAUUAAAAGUACUCCUUUUGCUAGAUAUAGUUCUACUGCCGUUUUAUUACCUGAUGGUAUGAUUUUAUAUAUUGGUGGUAGGUCGGAGGAUUUUGGAUAUGUUCCAAUGAAUCAACUUCCUAUAUAUAAUACUAAGUCAGACACAUGGUUUAACAUUACAACUAGUGGAAUUAUUCCAGAAAGUCGUGUAGGACAUACCGCUACAUUAGUUCCUGAUGGUAGAAUUAUUGUAUAUGGUGGAAUACAUAUGAUUGGAGAAGCCUAUCUUCCACCAAAAGAAGAUUUAAUAGUAUUAAAUACAUCUCGGCCAAUAUAUGAUUGGAAAGUACCUCAAAUACAAAAAAUGCCUGCGUCAAGAUCAACAGAUGAGUUACAUAUAUUAGAUAUUUCAAAUGAAGCAGAAUAUAAAUGGGUAACCACGAUGGAUAAACCUGUUUAUCAUCAGAACGACCAAAUUCAAGAAUAUCAUAAUGAUUUCCAAACACCCACUUUGACGAUUUCUUCACAGGAAUAUAAAACUGCUACCGGACCGGCUAAUUGGCUAUAG
Molecule: messenger RNA, 1101 nt
Organism: Funneliformis caledonium
Lineage: Eukaryota; Fungi; Glomeromycota; Glomeromycetes; Glomerales; Glomeraceae
Source: the annotation of a GenBank genome assembly